This is a messenger RNA of Tripterygium wilfordii, 1185 nucleotides long. Its product is annotated as mitochondrial inner membrane protease subunit 1-like. NCBI's taxonomy places the organism in Eukaryota, Viridiplantae, Streptophyta, Magnoliopsida, Celastrales, Celastraceae. The transcript is spliced from 5 exons. Gene Ontology annotation, molecular function: serine-type endopeptidase activity. The coding region runs from base 309 to 821 and encodes 170 amino acids. The record is from RefSeq and is a predicted model, not a curated record. Gene Ontology annotation, cellular component: mitochondrial inner membrane peptidase complex; membrane.
CCUUAUGUGAGGACGACUUGUCCACAUCUCUAUCACCACUACAGUGUCUUAUGCUUCAUUCAUUGGGAUAAAAUUGAGGCGAGUACAAGAUCUGGGAUUAGACUUGCGACUUGAGAUUUUAAGUCUUGACAUAUACAAAGUAAUCACAAGUGUAAAAUCUUAAUAGUCGAAGGAGGCGUUUGUUUGGCAAUAGAAAGUUAAAAACAUCAGAGCCCCUUUAAGUAACCCUUUGUGUUCCGCUUUACAAGUCGACCAUACUACUAGCGCUGUCCUCUUCCAGGUUCCAUCCUCGAACCAAAUUCUAGAGAAUGGGAGUGAGCAGACUGAGGGAGUUUAUCACCAAAAACAAGGAAGUAUUCAAUCAAGCAUCCUUUGUGGCCCAAUUAAUCUGCAUCCUCCAUCUCAACAAGACCCACAUCAGCACUGUCGUUCUCUCCCAUGGCCCCAGCAUGCUUCCGACCCUGAACAUCACCCCUGACCUUCUCCUGGCAGAGCGGCUCUCACCCCGGCUCGGCAAGGUGGGAACUGGAGACAUUGUUAUUGUACGGUCGCCUGUGGCUCCCAGGAAGGUUGUGACAAAACGUGUGAUUGGUGUGGAGGGUGACAGUGUGACCUAUGUGGUAGACCCUAAUACCAGCGAUAGAUGCGAGACCAUUGUGGUUCCGAAGGGGCAUAUCUGGGUACAGGGAGAUAACAUCUAUGCUUCCACUGAUUCCAGGCGUUUUGGUCCAGUUCCUUAUGGCCUUCUUGAAGGCAGAGUCUUUUUUAGGAUAUGGCCACCUAAAGACUUUGGACCUUUGGAGAGAAAGUUACACAAGUGAUUCAAUCUUGAAUGUUGUAUUUUGCAGAUAAAUUGCACCUAUUCACUGUCGAAUUGUAAUGCCGUCAAUCUGAACUCAUUUGAAGGACAACCCUCUUGCGAGAUGCUGGCUUGCAGAUCAAUAAACCAGUCAUAAGUUUUUAUUCGUUUUAUACAAGUUGGUUUUUGUAACAACUGAUAGUUUGAGUAGUAACUUGUGUUGGUUUCUCAUUUCUGUGGCAAGAGAAGUAAAUCUCGUAUACUGGAAUUCUGCUCUGAAUGUCACAGCAACUGUGUUACUAGCCUUUACCAGACUUUAGUGAGACCAUUUCUUGUGUAGACAAAAGGUUUCUAUUGAUCCGGCAGUGUUCUCCUCGGAUGAUAUA